CGUUGAUGAAAGCUGUGAACGGAGGUCACGUAACGUGCGUUCGAGAACUUGUGCAGAAAGGAACUCAUUUGGAGAUGCGGAAUGAAGACGGCAAGACAGCUCUGGGUAUUGCAGCAGAUCAGAACCAAGCGGAGAUUAUCGCCAUACUUCUGGACGCUUGUGCCAACGUCAACUCUCGCUCUUCCGGCUCGAAGACUCCUAUGAUGAUUGCAGCCGAGAAAUCACACAUAGCGGCCAUGAGAGCUUUGACUCGACAUAAAGUCGACUUGAACGUCAGGUGCGCACUGAAACACACAGCAUUGUCGCGAUCCGUAAAGAGGAAGCACACUGAAGCUGUCUUGCUCUUAGUGAAGGCCGGUGCAGAUGUCAAUGCUCGAUUCGAACACGACAAAACGCUCCUAAUCGACACUGUAGAAUCUGGCGACCUUGAGAUUGUACAGAUCUUGGUAGAUUUCGGCGCCGACAUUCGUCUCGAAUCUUCCAAGGGAAAGACAGCCACUUUGUACGCUGCAGAAAGUGGCCAUGUGGAAUGCCUGCGCGUCCUGGUUGACAACGGUGCGGAUCUGUUUGCAGCCGAUGAUCGCGGCAGGACUGCGGUCAUGGAAGCUGCACGUGAAGGUCGGACCGAGUGCUUGAAGCUGCUCAUAGAAAGGAGGCCACUGGCGGAGAAGUCUCUACUCAAUUUCCAGGAUAAAUUUGGCUGCACGGCCCUGGCUCUGGCUGCACGAGGUGGUCACGAUGAAUGCGUCACGCUUCUUCUGGGUGCCAAUGCCGAUGUCAACAUCGCGGAUAAGCAAGGUCUCACGGCUCUAAUCGAUGCUUGCGAGACUAGAAAGUGGUCAUGCGCCAGACUUCUGGUCGAGUCCGGCGCCGGAGUCGGUGCAGCUACAGAGGGCGGUCAGACGGCUCUUCAUCUAGCUGCACUUAAGGGAAAUGUUGCCACGGUGACAUUGCUGCUGAAUAACUCCGCGGCAAUAGAUCAUGAGGACAAGGAAGGCAAGACGCCGCUGGGCAUAGCUGCAGAGAAUGGUCACCGCUCAACUGCUCGCGAGUUGCUGCAGCGAGGAGCGAAGAUGCCCAUGGGAAUCGACGCACACCCGCUUGUGCUU
Molecule: messenger RNA, 1109 nt
Organism: Pseudocercospora fijiensis CIRAD86
Lineage: Eukaryota; Fungi; Ascomycota; Dothideomycetes; Mycosphaerellales; Mycosphaerellaceae
Exons: 1
Molecular function (GO): protein binding
Source: RefSeq, a predicted model, not a curated record